AUGGCAACAUCAACAAAACAGCCAUGUGUCAAAUGCAGUAGUGGAAAAACUAGUGGUAUAUUUACAUGUUCGGGGUGUCAAAUGCUAUUUUGUCCAAAGCAUUCAAACGAACAUCGGCAAGAACUAGCAAAAGAGUUGGAUAAUGUCAUAUACAAGCAUGAUUCAUUGAAACAACAACUAACAAUGGAAACAUCUGCAACGCCAGCUGGUGGUCAUCCAUUGCUGAGACAGAUUCAACAAUGGGAACAGGAGUCCAUAGAAAAAAUACGAAUGAUAGCUCAGAAAGCUCGAGACGAAGUUGAUAGGCUAGUCAAUAAAAAUAAAGAAGACAUACUGAAACAAUUCCAUUUAAUAACAACACAAUUACAACAUGCAAGGCAAGAAGACGAUUUUGUUGAAACAGAUUUAGAUAGGUGGAUGAAACAAUUGCACAAACUCAAAAGUGACUUAAAUUUAUCAUCAGCUGACGGUAUUAUCGACACAGAUCCAUCAUUAUCAAUCUCAAUGAUCAAUGUCAAACGAUAUUCCAAUGACAGAAAACCUGGUAAAUUAUCGAAUGCUUUUGCAACUUAUAAGAUUGUACGUUGCAAAGUACUUAUACCAAAUGGAUAUCAUGGUCUGAACUGGGAAAACGUCCGUUGGAUGGAAAAGAACUUUGCAACGGGGUAUUUCUUUGGCAUGGAUGAAUCUGGUUUGACUCAUCACAUUGCUACUAAUAACAGUGGUAAUGACAUGACAAUAAGUUCUGGUCAUCGAACAUUUGACAUGUAUUCAUUUGAAGCCAGUGCUGGUAGAAAUAACAAUUUACAAUUGACUAUAUUUGGUUUCUGUAAUGGAUCCGAAAUAUACAAGAAAACGGUUACAUUGCAAUUCAAACAAUUUCAGUUGAUCGAGUUAAAUUGGGCCACCGUCGAUAAAAUUCAUUUUCAUUCAUCUGGUGGUACACCCCAUCCUGGAAGGCGGAGUAGCGAAGAUAUUAUUUUAAAACGCAUAAAUGUAGCAUAA
Didymodactylos carnosus is the source of this 1005-nucleotide messenger RNA. The record is from the annotation of a GenBank genome assembly. NCBI's taxonomy places the organism in Eukaryota, Metazoa, Rotifera, Eurotatoria, Philodinida, Philodinidae.